CAUUGGUGUAUUUUAUUUAUUUAUUUUUUAUUUAUUUAUUUUAUUUAAAAAUCCUGAACCAUGAUGUUCUUUCUUUAGUUCAGGGCAAACUUCUGGGCAUCAAUGUCUCAUUGUUUAGUGGCCAGUUUGGCUCUUCUGCUCACAUGCAGCUUAACAGGCAUCGAUUGUUCUCUCGUCCUCUGGGCCACUGGACCUGUGUUUGUUAAUGCUUUUGUGGGCACCAACCUGACACUUGGCAUUUCAUAUAGCGGUGUCACCAACCCUCUAGUGACAUGGCUAAACAGGACGCUGAUUCUGGCUACAUGGAAUAUAGGCCUCAGCACUCCUCCAGACAUCGCCCCGGCAUAUAGUAAUGUCUUAUCCGUGGAUGAGACCGGAUCUCUGGCAUUCCAGAACGUUCCUGUCAGCUACAGUGGCACAUACACCGCGCAAGUGGUGAAGCCCGGGACUCGUGAGGCCUUGGUCAACUUUACACUAUUAGUGUACAACAUCAUCAAAGACGUCUCUGUGGUCGCAGUCUCGCAAAACGCUGUAGAGGGAGGAGCGCCGUUCACUCUAUCUUACAGCUCAACGCAAGGACCGGUUCUGACUGCAACCUGGUAUUAUAAUAGCAUGGACUUGGUGAACGGCUCUCGGUACCUGAUAACUCAAAAGAGCCUGACCAUAAAUCAGCCGCACCGCAACGACACAGGGCUCUACAGUGUAAUGCUGGCAAAUCCCUACUGUAAUGUGACGCGGAGCAUGUACGUCAAAGUGCUGUAUGGACCAGAUCAGCCAGUUUUGGAGGUCAGUCCUACAAAAGCAGCCUUUGUUUCUGGAGAGACUGUGUCUCUUUCGUGCCGAGCUGAAGGUGAACCGCCUCCAUCAGUCUCAUGGGUGUUUAACGGACAAGCGCUGCCGAGUGUCAAUGGCACGCUGAAGCUCACCAACGUUAAGCCAAGCCAGAGCGGCGAUUACAAGUGCGUUCUGGUUAACAGCAGGACGAACAUGCAGGUCAUGAGGAACAUCUCCAUAAAUAUUCAGGGCCUUAGUGGGGCAGUCAUUGCUGGGAUAGCUGCUGGAAUCCCUUGUGCUGUCCUCCUGCUCCUGCUCCUCACAGGUCUCAUCUUCCUCUGUUACUACUGCCAUAAAAAAAAAACAACUGGUCGAAAUCCCAAGUAUCCUGUCGCAGGAGCAGUGAAGAAAGCUGUCUUAAUUCAGCCUGAUCUGACCAAACCUCACCACCUGCUGACCAGAGGGAUGAAACACCCUCCAGCCUAUAAUCACCAGUGUCAACAGGCACCGAGCGAACGUCCGGGCUUGCUGCCUUUAGCGGUUCCCCCUGUCAGAAUGGCCACGACAGUGUAACACACUUGAUGAUAAUACUUUUCCGUGUUCUAAACUCGCGUGAGAAACUCAAGAGGUUUGGAAGUUUUCAAAUCUACCUCACACACUAUCCAUCAUCAGCCAACGUUUUAAUCAUUUCCUACAUUAAUAAUUCUA
Clarias gariepinus (North African catfish) is the source of this 1482-nucleotide messenger RNA. RefSeq names its product V-set and immunoglobulin domain containing 10 like (gene vsig10l). The transcript has 8 exons. The record is from RefSeq and is a predicted model, not a curated record. Bases 103 to 1347 code for a protein of 414 amino acids. Lineage: Eukaryota; Metazoa; Chordata; Actinopteri; Siluriformes; Clariidae.